CAUUGGGUUGGCGGCCCGAACUCCAUUUGCCCAGCCCGUCUCCACCACCCGAGGCAGUCCACGAGGCUCCGCUACCGCCGGCCGUCCUCGGCUCCCCGCCGCCGUCGCCACCUCCCCUGACCCUCCGACGGCCGCCCGCGCUCGGCUCCCAACUAGGACUACAAGUCACCGACGUCCACCCCAAUCCAGCGAAGUGCGGCAGUGCCUUCCCCGCUCGCGGGAGGAGCCCAAAUCCCGCAGCCGCCACUCUCCGCCAGGAUUUUAAGCACAAGAUGCUGGUUCUUUAUGUGCACUCAUGAAUGCUUGAACCUGGAGUGACUACAUAGCUUGGUAUUCAUCACAUAAAUGACGGGAAGAAGAUUGGCAGGGCAUGAGUAUUUGAGUCCCAGAACCAUUUACUUCAUACAAUGGAAGUCUAUGUCAUCAUUCUCAGCUGGUCAUGGACGCCGACCCAAGAAGAAGCUAUAUCACCGUGAGCCUGGUCUUGACAAGGCCAUGGACCUUCAAAAGAAGCCUGCCCUCCUCCUUCGUCUUCGUGACCUCAUUUUGGCACAAAGGACAGGUUCAUUACUUGUACGCGACCUUGAAAAGGAGGUUGGCUUUGUCCAAAAAUGGAACUUUCUUUCGCUUAUCGAGCGCCAUCCCAAUAUCUUCCAUGUCUCUGGUGGAAGUGCUUCCCGAGAGCCCAUUGCUGUCACGCUUACUGAGAAGGCCAGAAGGAUAUCAAAUGAAGAGGAUCGAGCACGAGAGCUAAUGGAGCCAAUCUUGGUGAAAAAUUUAAGGAAGUUACUGAUGAUGUCAAUGGACUGCCAGAUUCCCUUGGAGAAGAUUGAGCUAAUCCAGUCUGAACUGGGCUUACCUAAGAACUUCAAGAACAACAUGCUUCCAAGGUAUCCUGAAUUUUUUUCAAUCCGUGAUGUGAAGGGAUUGGACUAUUUGUGUCUAGAGAAUUGGGACUCUUCACUAGCAGUCACAGUGCGAGAAGAAAAAAUAAAUUUUGAGGGUUUCCAGAUAGGCUGUAGAGGGAUUCCUAAAGAUGGAAAUAUCUUGGGUCCUUUUGCUUUCAAGUUGAAGUACCCAGCAGGAUUCAGGCCAAACCGGAAGUACCUUGAGGAAGUUGUCAGGUGGCAGAAGAUGGCAUUUCCUUCACCUUAUUUGAACGCUAGGCGAGUCGAGUCAGCAACGCCACAGGCUCGAAAGCGAGCCGUUGCUGUUCUGCAUGAGAUUUUGAGCCUGACAAUGGUGAAGCGAUUGACAUCUGAUAAGCUAGAUGUAUUUCACAAUGAGUACAGGCUUCCAUGCAGGUUACUUCUUUGUUUGGUGAAAAAUCAUGGCAUCUUCUAUAUCACUAACAAGGGAGCAAGAAGCACUGUCUUCCUCAAGGAGGCUUAUGAGAACAGUGAUCUCAUUGAUAAGUGUCCUUUAUUGAAAUUCCAUGAUCAGUUUGCGUCUUUGAUUGGCCGACCAUGCUCCAACUCAGAUAAUCCACUGCCAAUAUAAUUGGAGUGUAGAUUUACUGGUCAGCAUACAAACUACGGUUGGUGCGUUUGUUUAGUUGAAACUCAGGUCAGCUCAUCGAAGCACAUUUGCACAUGCCACUACAGUUUUAGUCCUAUGUACAAUGGGUGUUUCUCUCAGCUCAGUAGCUAAAAAGAGAAUUAAAGAAUGGAAAAAACUAGCGACCCAUCUUCAAGCUAUCUGAGAAAUCAAGUGACAGUGCUGCAGAUUAGAUAAUUGGUUGUACCAGAAGCUGCAUAUUUAUUCCCCACAGCCCCUUCAAGUUUUAGGUUUGGAUCUUAGGGGAGAUAUGGAUGGUUAGAAAGGAUUUUCUCCUGUUAUGCAGCUUAUAACCCAAAACAAAUUUAUGCCAUUCUUAUUAUUAUAAUAUUUACUUUGCUUCUCUGGACUGUAUCAUACUACCUUGUGAUUCUUCUUGCAGAAGUGUACUUGAUAUCAUUCUACACCUAUGCAUGUGUCACAGUUGUAGACAGCGAUUGCUUAGUUUGCAUGCUUCCAUCGAUCGAUUAAACCUAUGGUUAAUGGUAUUAAGCCAGUCCGGUAUUGUUUCUCAGUCUGUUCGUUCUUUUGAUUAUUUCUGCAUCUAUACACAGGUAGAAAGCACCUAUAAAAUGCCAGAGAUAUUGUCAGUAGAUGAAAUUAGACCGUGGAAUGGUCUGCUAGCUUCUGAAUUUAUUCAGAGGACCAAAGUUUUCUAUAUUCAUGAAUCAUGAUAUCUGAUUGUUGCCUCAUGGUUAUUGCUACUUAGUUAUUUCAAACGUGUCCACUGGGUGGUAACUCCCACAACCAUCCACAUACUUGUUUAUUUUUCUGAUCUAGCUGCUGAAUAGGCAUUUAAGAUGUAUAAGAAUGAGAAAUAGCCUCAUGCACAACUUGCACAAUUAGUAAUAUUCUUACUUGAAAAGUUGAAAUCUAAUUAAAGGCUUUUAGAAAUUUUAUUAGCCAUAUAAAUAGAUCUAGUGCUGGUAGCUAAUGUUUUUCAUUAUGUGGAGACUUCAGCAGAACUUACAGGCAACUUUACAGCACAAAUGUUGUGUCCUCCUAUGUUGUUCGUUUUAGUUUCAACUUCAGAUAUAAUGGUAAUAACCCAGGUCAGUACUAUUUCUCAAUCUGUUAUUUCUUAUGUCCAUAUCUUCAGGGCAGAAAGCACCUCUAAAUGCUCCGGAUAUUGCCAGUAGCUGAAAAUUUUCCUUCCAUCUAGCACAUCCAAUGGUAUGCUAGCUUCUGAAUUUGUUGACGGUACCAAGCUUUUCAAUGUUCAUGAUAUAUAUCUCCUUGUUCAAUGUUCAUGAUAUCUCAUUAUUUCUUUAUACUUCUGUUAUUUAGCUACUUCAGUCAUGUCUGUUGGAUGAUCACUCCCAUAACCCAUGGACCUAUUUUUGUAUUAGCAGGGCUUGUUCAAUGAAUUGCAGCAUCACAUUCUUGUAGUUCCAUGUUAUUUGAGUGAGUAAUGACUUAGUCUUAACUAAUUUUAUUGCGUCCUAUAGUACUGGCUUUGGUCUUAACUUCAGAGAUAGUUUCUCAAAUGAUUGAAAUGUGAAUUUGGUUAGAACAUUGUCAGCAUCCUCAUGUUGUGAGUUAUCUGCUUCCUUGCUGUUGAACUGAAAACAGAGGACGGAUAAGAGUAUUUAUGUUCACAUGCUAAACAUGCAUUAAUCAAAUAUUCCUUCUGAUUCCAAAUAUAAGUCGUUUAGGACAUUGCCACGGUCUCCAAUAUGAUACUUUGACUUGCAAUUUUAUAAAAGUAUAUUGUUUCCAAUAUAGAUGGUUAUAUAUAACGAAAGUAUUUCUAUGAUGAAUCUAAUGACAUCAACAGUGUGGUGUCAGUCUAUAUAACUUUUCAUAUAUUGGUGGAUCAAGUUAAAGAAGUUUGACUGACUAGAAUUCUUAAACGGCCUACACUGGAAAUCUGGAAUAGGAGGAAGUAUUUGGUAUAGUUUAAAAAAAGAGGAAGUAUUUGGUAACCAUGUGUGCACAACUGCACAUUAUUGUUGUUUCUUUUUUUGGAAAGAAGAUUAUUGUUGUUUCUAAUAUCACGUGUUAAUGGCUACCGGUUUACAUUUUUGUUAUUUUUGUUCCAUGUGUUAAUGCCUAUGUACCAGUGUCUAUCGCACAUCAAUGAGAAGAAUUGAGAUAAUGACUGUUCACUUUUCCUUCCCUAUCACUGAUUGUGCUGACUUACUAGCCCUGUUUCAGAUUGCCAUAAUUUAUAGACCCAACUACCGUGGACCACAUUCAAUCCGGUCCAGUAUGGAAGAUCCAUUUGAUUGUUGUGUGCUCCUGGAUUAUCAUUGCACUUGAUAGUAAUGUGUGUCUGUACUACAGUGAUCAUCUUUUAUUGCCAGUCUAACAUGUGUCCCUGUGUUCCUGGUGGCUGGUGCUCUGAUAUUCUUGUUCUAGAUGUUCUGUGUAGAAGUUCAAAAUUUUAGUUGCUUCGUCUAUUAUUCUACUGUGACAUAGAUGUGAAUAAUGUGCUUCGGCUGGUUAACACAUAUCUAUUUCCCCCUAUCAUAGACCUACUAAUGUUUGCAGUGUGCUCUCUCAGAAUUUUGUCCUGCAGCAUUUGUAUUUUAUAUAAUCAUCACACUUCAUGUUGCGGAUUGCCCCUUUUCUGUUAACCAAGACUUGCGCACAUGGGAUUAUUAGCCCCACUUCUUUGUGAUGCGCUUGUAAUAGCUGGCCAGGGAACUCACAGUAGGGUCAAUGGUGAUAAAUGCUGGCCUAUGAUUUUUUUUUUGAAGAUCAAUGCUGGCCUAUGAAUUAUUAUGUGAUCUAUAUCAAUCUGGAAGAGGUACUGCUUUGUGUCAGAAUUGAUACAUUCUGCAGCUGUCAAAUAAAGAGACUUUCCAACUGAGUGCUCUGACAGACUAAUGCCAUCCUCUGAAAGGCUGUGGGUUACAUAGUUGCUUGCUGCUGAAUAAUGACCAAUGAAAUUGGGGGCACUCACUCUGUUGUUGAUCUGGGACCAGAUUCUAAACGGGAGGAGAAGGCUUUAGCAAUGGGUCAUGCCAACCCCGCAACAGGCUAAUAAUAGGCACAUGUUUGGAUCCUUUUCAUACCUCCUUCAAUAUCUUGAGUUUGUUUCGAUAUCUCAGUACCAAAGUGGCUGUCCACAAUCCAAUCCACAUGGAAUGCCUUGGUGGGAGAUGCAUUACUGAUGUUCUCAGACUUCACUGCAACGCUAAACCAAGCUUUCAGUGGGAUCCGUUGGAAUAAUCAGAUGAACAUAUGCCAAGUAAAGUUCAACCGACAAAAUUAUGGGCGGUGUGAGCACAUUGAGGUGAAAUCAUGCCAACUGGCUGCUGCUCAGUUUGUUGCUUGAUUAUAACCCAUGAAAGUGAGGAGCAUAUACAGGGGUGCAGCAAUUGGGACCAGAUUCUGCAGGCACCAAGAUGACACCCAUAAUGAUAGUGGUCAUGAACCUGGUCAGAUGCACUAAAAGCUAGAUUUUGAUGGGAGGUAGUGGCUGAUAGUUUAGGCAGGCCUAUCCUGAAGUCAUACGAACAAUGGAUGGAGACUAGACGCCCUUUUCGGAUCCUGCUUUUCUUCCUUCUGGCCAAGCAUCUGGAGAGGGAGAUGGAUCAUUCCAUCUUUAGCUCACCACCAAACCCACCGGAUCAAUCCACUGAGAUUUCGUAGGGACACACCUGGGUGCUGGAGCAAUCAUAUUCCUAUCUUAUUGGUUGGACCAAUAGCUGCUUUACCUGAUUCAUUCAUAGGGUAUAAAGAUUGUGCCGGACUGCCGGCAGCAGUAUCGUGGAAUGCAAUGGCACAGAUAAACUUACUUUAUUCGCAAAACAGAAGAUGGACAGGAAAUAAGGUCUACUAAGCUACCUGCAAAAAUCAAGUUGCAGUGCACCAGAGGUCAAUUCUUGUUGAAGGUAAUCACCAAUCAGCUGUGGGUAGCGGGCGAGGGCAGAUGCGUCCGCGGCGGUGACUUGUGCAAGCUGCAUUGCGUCCGGUUCCGAUCCGAAUGAUGGUGGAGGACCGCUGCGUGCGUGGUGUGUGGGGCUGCCGCGCGCGGCCGGUUUUUGGUCUUGUCUGCUGCCGCGGAUGCCGCUGCCGGGUGAAGCCAUGCGCCCGCACCUUUCUGCCAGCAGUUUUGUUUGUGUGCUUUUGAUCCAUGAGCCUGACGACGGCAACAGUGACGGCACCUCCCCUUCUUUCGGCGGCAGCACUCCGCACGACGCGAGGGCGUGGGGUGGAGUAGGCUUUUGGCAUUUGCGAGGAGAGCCGCCGGGAGGAAAGGAAAACCACCCCAUUUUCCAGAGGCCAGCGCGUGCGCUUCUCAAAGCCAUCCAUACAAUACGCCAGCCCGAGUGAUGGAGGAGGCUCUUGGGAUGCGACGGGAUGAGGUGUCCCGUGAGGUGUUUUAUUUGUUGCCACUCCUGACAUGGUCGGUCACGUCCCAAUUGUAAUGUAAUUCCAAAGAAUAUUAUAUAUAUAUAUAUAUAUAUAUAUAUAUAACCUUCGCUUGCA
Setaria italica (foxtail millet) is the source of this 5997-nucleotide messenger RNA. Its product is annotated as protein ROOT PRIMORDIUM DEFECTIVE 1. Bases 346 to 1500 code for a protein of 384 amino acids. The record is from RefSeq and is a predicted model, not a curated record. The transcript is spliced from 7 exons. Lineage: Eukaryota; Viridiplantae; Streptophyta; Magnoliopsida; Poales; Poaceae. Gene Ontology annotation, molecular function: RNA binding.